UUCCUUUAAAUUCAAUCCAAAUGUGGCGCUCAGCAAAAUCAUCCUUCUCGAGAUAUACCCUGGAUAUGGCUGAAAUUCUUUGCAGGUGCCUCAAAAGUCCGCACCGUGAGAAGGCUCUUGCCAGGUAUAAACUUGACGUCAAACAAACCGAAUACAAGGGGGGUAUACCUCAACAACCACACUACUACACUAACAUCAACGAUGCAUUUAGUAACAAGGGCCAACAACAAUGAAAUAACCGCUCGGAGAAGAAUAGAAUACCAAUGUU
This is a messenger RNA of Babesia bovis T2Bo, 268 nucleotides long. RefSeq names its product ATP synthase epsilon chain family protein. Gene Ontology annotation, biological process: proton motive force-driven ATP synthesis. Lineage: Eukaryota; Apicomplexa; Aconoidasida; Piroplasmida; Babesiidae. Gene Ontology annotation, molecular function: proton-transporting ATP synthase activity, rotational mechanism. Bases 21 to 233 code for a protein of 70 amino acids. The transcript is spliced from 3 exons. The record is from RefSeq and is a predicted model, not a curated record.